UGUCUUUAUAGGCAAAAUGACUUCUAUAAAAAAUCUGGCCAAGACUGCGAUCAUUUUAUAUGCCAUUUUCUUCUUUAUGAAGUCUGAUGGACGACCGAUGACGAAAAGAUCAGUGAGUGAGAUGCAGCUGAUGCACAAUUUCGGAGAGCAUCGGCACGCCAUGGAGAGACAGGACUGGCUCCAGAUGAAGCUGCAGGAUGUGCACAGCGCCCUCGAGGAUGCCCAGAGGCCGCGGAACAAGGAUGAUAUCGUCUUGGGGGAGAUCAGAAGCAGGAGGCUGCUCCCUGAGCAGGCACGGGCAGCAAUGCAGAAGAAAUCCAUGGAUCUGGACAGAGCUUACAUGGAUGUGCUCUUCAAAACCAAGCCAUAAGGAGAAGCAGCAGAGCAUUGUGGCUGUCCAAGCAAGCACGUGUCUGUAGAUCACUGAUCAAGUAGGGCAUUUUAUUAUUAUUAUUUAUUCAAAUUACAAUA
Messenger RNA from Nothoprocta perdicaria, 471 nucleotides. RefSeq names its product parathyroid hormone (gene PTH). Gene Ontology annotation, biological process: intracellular calcium ion homeostasis; cell-cell signaling. Gene Ontology annotation, cellular component: extracellular region. The transcript has 2 exons. Gene Ontology annotation, molecular function: hormone activity; parathyroid hormone receptor binding. Lineage: Eukaryota; Metazoa; Chordata; Aves; Tinamiformes; Tinamidae. The coding region runs from base 17 to 370 and encodes 117 amino acids. The record is from RefSeq and is a predicted model, not a curated record.